AUGGAAGAAUCUUUCCGCCCUUCUCAAUACGAGCAGCCUGCAGAUGGCGUUGAAUAUGCUCCAAGUGAAGAGAAUGACAUGCUAAAUCAGCUUACUCCCCCCUCCAUGAGUGAACAAAACCAUUAGAAAAAUCCCUAUUUUUUUCACAAAAACCCACCUCCGUGAGCGAACAAAAAUGUUUUUAAUAGAAAAAUUUUUUUAUGAGAAAAAUAAUUGAUAUAUAAGUGAUAAUUAUUAUAAUGAAAUCUUUAGCUAAUUCUGUUUAAUUUUAUAAAAUUUGCGUUUUAAAACAUAAAUUUUAUAAAUUAAAUUAAUAUUUGCUUUCCAAUUUUUGCGAAUUAGGAUUUUUUUAAAUUUUGAAAAAAAUUAACCCCAUCCGUUAGUGGGCAAAAAUUUUGGUUCACUCACGGAGGGGAGGAAGUUAGAGAUAAAGUGAGAUCCCAAGCUCAAAGAUUACGAGGACUUGAGCAAUAUCGAGCUCUAUGCGAAGAAAGAAUCCAGCAACUCAGCCCAGGACACCCAAUUCCGCUUAAGCCUGAACAUCUAGGAACGAAUUUAAAUUCUCAAAAUUCUCAAGAACUUCAUCUGGCCAAACAAAAGAUUGCAAAACUAGAACAGCAAUUGGCUCAGCAACAAAUCAAAGUCCCAUUAGCUGAAAACUAUACGUUUCCCCCACCAAGCACACAAUUGACACUAAAUCAACUGCAAGAGCUGUAUUCUGCAAUAUAUUAUCAGCAUCAUGAUACGAUCAAAGAGAAAAAUGCUUUGGAAGAGUCUUUGAGGGCCGAAAUGCUGACCUCUGAAGAACAACGAACAUACAUCGAAGUCCUGAAACAAGCAUUAGAGACAAGAAUGGAAGAUCUUGGUUAUGUUGGGACCACUGAUGAUUUUGCUGAAUUCGCUCAGUCAAAAACAAAAAAUGAUAAAAACAGAAGAGAAAAUUCAAAAUUAGCCGCUACAAUUGAAAACCAAGAAGAAAAACUAAAACAAAUAUUGGAUCAACUAAGGGAAAAGUCAAAACAAUGUGAAGCAUAUGAAAAUGAAAGGCAAAUUUCAGAUAAGCAUCUGCAAGAAGCUGCAGAUGCCUUACAGUUUGCUGAGGAAGAGGUCGAGAAAUUGGAAGAAGAAAAAGCUGCAUUGCUAGAGUAUGCUGACCAAUUAACUAGCAAAGAAAAGGAAUAUCUUGAAGAAAUAGAAAAUAGUCAUCGAGAAAUAGCAGGAAUAAAAGAAAAUUUAGGAAAAAUUGGGAAUGAGCUCAAGAUUGAAAUCGAGAAAAGAAAUUCCUAUGAAAAUGAGCUGGAAAAAGUAAAACAUGACAAAGAAAAAUUAGAAAACGCCUGGAAAUUGUCUAAGGAAGAGUUUAAAGAGGUUGCGGAUCUCAAAGAUCAAUAUGAAAAUGAGCUCAGUGCCGUUAAAGAACAAUUGAAAGCAAUUUCGAAAAUUAACGAGGCAUUGCAGGCUAAUAAUGCUACAUUAAAUAACACACUGAAAGAAACACAAGCAGAAAUGGAUGCUUUACAAGUAGAGCAUGAUGAGGCAAAAUCUGAAGCUAAAAAAUUGCGCAAAAAUUUAGAAAAUAUAGAGAAUAAAUUAAAAGACAUUAAAAAAUCAAGAGAUGAGAAAAUCCAAGAGCUUGAAGAAACCCUUAUCUUCAAAGAAAAAGAGCAAAAACAACUAAAAGAAACAUUAAGCUCUCAAAAAGACGCAGAAGUCAGGCAAUCGAUCAAGCAGCUUGAAAAUGUCCAGCAAGAGCUACAGAAAUCUUGGACUGAGUACCAGUCUGUCCUUAAGCGUGAACUUGCCUUGUCUAAAGAAACAAAUGAGCUUAAAAAGCAAACUCUUACAAUGCAAGAAGAAAUUGAAAAACUUAGUUCUGAAAAUUUACAGCUUACAAGCGGCAUUUCUGAGCUUAAAAACACUUUCAAUCAGACAAAUUCUCAUUUAUUCGAAGUUUCUCAAGAAAAAAGCGAAAUGGAAGGAGAAAUAAAUCGACUAACAGCUGAAUUGAAAAAAGAAAUAGAAAGCAGCGAGCUGCUUAAGGCAGAAAAUGAGUCAAUUAAAAAUAUGGCAGGAAACCUAAAUAGUUCCCUUCAGCAGACCAAUGAACUUUAUAGAGACAGGGAUAUGAGGCUGCAAAACUCUUUAUAUGAAAUUGAUUCUUUAAAAUCUCAGCUAAAAAGCACUCGGGAUGAAAUCGAAAGAGAAAUCUUUACUAAAAAGCAGUAUUAUGAGGAGCUUUGCAGAUAUAAAAGCGAAAUAAGCCUUAUUGACUCACAUAAUAAAGAAAAUGAGAAAAUAAAGGAAAGUAUCAGAAAUUGCUGCAAAAUCAUCUCAAUCUUUACAAGUAACUUUGGAGCUAUCAGUGCAGCUACCUCUGCAUAUGGAACUGUCGUUUCUUCCCAAUUCAAAGAUCUGAUUGUUAAGUGGAAUGCCAACUCACUUGAAGACGUCCAAUUUAUUGGGGAGUGGCUUCACUUAUCUUGUGAAGAACUUGAAGCACUUAUAAGAAGACUUUCUGAUGCAAAACAGGACUAUAAUUAUACUACCCAAAAACUUGGAAGCACACAGCAGAAAUAUGAUGCUUUGUCAGUUGAUGAAAUGGCACUUAGGAAUAGAGAACAAAAUUUAAGAGAGCAAGUAGCCGCUUUAAAUAAUGAAAAAUCAAAAUUUUUAUAUGAAAAUGAGACAAGUAUCAAUAAAAUCCGCUCUCUUCAAGUUGAGCUUAAUAGCCUUAAAAAGGACUACCAAGCCUUAUAUGAAGAAAACAUUCGUAUGAAAGAUCAGCUGAAGCUCUCUACUUCUGAAAUUAGCCAGUUCAGAAAUACAGCUGGCAGUGACUCCUUCUCAAUCCGCGCAUCUGAAGAAAAGACCAACCUCCUCUUAAAAGAAAAAAAAGAGCUAGAAAGUUUACUAUCAAGACUCCAACGUGCAGUCCCAUCCCAGGACAUCCAAAGGAUUUUCCUCGACAUCAUGAAAAGCCAUAGUGAGAUCGAAAUUUUGAACCGUGAAAAACUUCGCAUUGAAAACCAACUUCUCCGUUCAGAGUCAGAAAUGAGAAGCCUUGCCAGGUCUAGCCAGCAAGAAAAAGCUAUUCAAGUCCGCAAAGAGGUCGAAUCUUUACGAACUCAGCUAAACAACUGUGACUCUCAGAUUCAGUCCCACAAAAGGCUAGAUUAGAUUAAGUUCUAGAAGGUCUUAGGGGAUUAUUUCAGUCCCUCGCCGCUCCAUCAUGGGCUUUGCUCAAGUGGCCCUUAUGCUCUAAGGAUACGAAAGAAACACCUACCACCUCCUAUACUAUCUUGCCCAAUUAGGUAAUAAUUGCUUCCCAAAGUGGGAGCUUUGAUUUUUCGCCUGUGGGACAGUAAAAAAGCCUAUCAUGGAGUCUUGAUCAGGUAAAACCCAGAACUCCUAAAAAAGGGAUCCACUCACCUGAGGCUGGGAUCAGCUCACCAGUCACUCCGGACCUUUCUCAAAUCACUCUUUUAAAAAGUUCCUACAAAAGAAGAAUGUUUAAUAUGGAAGAAGAGCUCAAAGAAAUAGAAACAAUUGAAAGGAGACGACAUGCGAUUUCACUAGAAACAGAAAGAGCUUAUGUUGACGUAGAGUCGCGCAAGGACAUCCAUUCAAGCCAUGACAAAACUGAGACAAAAGACCAAUACCUUUCUAGGACUUUUGAUCCAGAAAUGUCAUUUUCACAUUAUGAGACGAGAUUUACUGAUUACGACCCAGAAAACAAGCCUUCUUUGCCGCAUUUUGAUAAGCUCAGGAGGUCUAAUAUUGAUUUUUAA
Messenger RNA from Blepharisma stoltei, 3788 nucleotides. The record is from the annotation of a GenBank genome assembly. Lineage: Eukaryota; Ciliophora; Heterotrichea; Heterotrichida; Blepharismidae.